UUGUUUUUUUGCACAGAUGAGCUGCUUUGCUGGAGGGUUUUCUUGUUUAUCUGUUUUAUACCUAUAGCUGUUAAGUCAUCCGUUCUGUCGUUAACCCUCGGAUUUAUGUCGGUAGGUGGUUAGUUAGUUAGUGUAGUGUUAUCAAGCUCGUGCAUUUGUUUUUGAGUGGACAUUAAAAAAAAAUUAUACCAAAUUCGUGGAAAAUACAUCAAAAACUGGAUCUUCUACUAUAUUAGAAUAAAACAUUAGAUAUGCUUAUUUAAGUCGUUGUUGUUACACUUAUCCGUUCGCUAUGUUGUUGAAAGAAAACCAGGUCAGCUUAAGUGUUUUCAUGUCUGUAACGGACUCAAGUGAUGAACCGAUUCGAGCUGCGGUUCCUCCGUCUGUGGAGCUCGGACUCACCAUUGUUUAUACCAUCCUAUAUUCGCUACUCUUUGUGUUUGUUUACUUGCAACUUUGGCUCAUUUUGCGUUAUGAACACAAGCGCUUCAGCUACCAGAGUGUCUUUCUUUUUCUCUGUUUGCUGUGGUCAGCGCUAAGGACUACAUUAUUUUCAUUCUACUUCAAGAACGUUGUCCAAGCAAACCAGUUGCAGCCUUUGCCUUACUGGCUGUUGUACUGUUUUCCAGUAUGCCUCCAAUUUUUCACUCUGUGUCUGCUCAAUCUUUAUUUUGCACAGGUAAUGUUUAAAGCCAAAGCAAAAUAUUCUCCGGAGCUCAACAAAUACAAGCUGCCCAUGCGUCUGGCGUUCAUCUUUGCCAGCCUUUUCUUCCUCGUAGUAAACCUGACAUGCGCCAUGCUGGUGCAGGGGGGCAUAGGGGGUGGCAUGGGGGGCGAGGCGGGCGAGGCAGAGGUGCGGCAGGUGGUGCUGGCCCGGGUGCUGGUCAACGACAGCCUCUUCGUACUCUGCGCCAUCUCGUUGGCUGUGUGCAUUUUCAAGAUUGCCAAGAUGUCCUCGUCCAACGUCUACCUCGAAUCCAAGGGUACGUCAGUGUGCCAAGCUACUGUCAUAGGUGCUGCAGUCAUCCUGCUCUACACGUCCAGGGCCAGCUAUAACCUGGUGGUGGUGGCUCUCUCUCCAGAGAACCGUCCCAGCGCCUUUAACUACAGCUGGUACAACGUCUCUGACCAGGCAGACAUAGAGAAGAUCAGUGGAGAGGCCUACAUCAUCUUUGGGAUCAUCCUCUUUUUCUGGGAGCUGCUACCCACCAGUCUGGUCGUGGUCUUCUUUAGGGUACAGAGGCCCAAUCAGAACCUAGCACCAGGAGGAAUGAUCAACAGUCACAGCUUCAGUUCCAAGGCCUAUUUUUUUGAUAACCCCCGGAGGUACGACAGCGAUGAUGACCUGUCCAGGAGCAACAACUCCAGAGCAGAUCGACCGAAUUUCCUGUCCUCGACGCCCCAGUUGGACCCCAGCUGGUACAGCUCCACCCAGAGGAACGGCAGCCUUACGGGGAUCCCCCAUCUCCCCACCGGCUCCCAGACCUCCACUGCACCCCUUCUCCUAGCCUACGGCAACAUCCAGUCCAACCAGCACCAUAACUACUAUUCCACCCCACAGAACUACUAUUCUACCCCCCAGAAUCACUACUGCACCCCUCAGAACUAACCACCCCCGCCGUCCCCAGUAGAUACCCCUGAAAGUAAUACAGAAAACACUCAGGGAAGGGGCGCUCCUGACCUUCAGCUACAUGGCUACGACCCUCUGGGUUACCCUGGCGAUCCUGUGACUGGCGCUGUGUGGCCUCCCUCAUUCCAGCUUUCGACCCGGUCCCACAACACCAGGGCUACUUAACUACCCGUCUUGUUAUAGGCAUGGUGACUACCAUUGGGAUUUCUAGGGCCAGACGCGGGGAGAUCAUUUGAGGUCAGUGGUGGUUAGGGAAUGGUCAGCUGAGUGAUAUUCUGUUUAUUAAAAAAGCUUUCCAACAUGUCUAUUACCACAGUCCUAAAAACGAGGUCUGCUACCCAAAGGCCCCCGACAUUAUACACCAGGUAGGGUCUCUUUUUCAUCAAUAACUAGAGAACGGGCAGGGCUUGGGUAUCACUAGAUUGAUCACUAACAUUUUGAAGCUGAACCAUUUGUGUGUUCUCUGCUGCGCAGUACAGUCAUAUUUAACUAAGUUCUUCAACCACAUUACACAUAAAACAGGAGAGAUUAUUUCACAGAAAAUAAUAAUGUUCCUUGAGUUUUUUAGGAGUUUAGAGUGAUGAAAAGUAGCCCAAGCAGAGCCAUUGCUAUGGUUACUCAGACUCAGAGCCAUCAUGAGCUGAGCGGAUGCAGAGCGAGUGACAGACGGAGGAGCAGCUAAUGGAUUUACAAACUGAGGAAGUUAUUUCUGAUUUUGGGUUUUUGACAGGGCAUUAAAUUUGGCAGAAGCAAUUGGGCCUGGGUAGUGUAGGGCCUGAACGUUGUGGGCAUGGGUAGGGCUCGGGCUUUACACUCUUGUCCGUGCAGGGCUCUUCCUGGAACAUUGUACUAUUCCUAAGAAGUGUUUGUAAGGAAAGGAUUGUGCUUCUCAGCUUUUCCACACACACACACACUCUAUGUUUGUCGGACAUCAAACAGAAAAGUUAGUCCUCUAUCUCUUUCAAGGACCAGACAAGUACAUGGACCAGCACCCCGCUACCCCCUGCACACAGACUCCCCUCUAAGAGAGGGGAGAGGUGACAUUUGCACUUGAAAAAAUCCCCUCACUUCACAUUCUGAGGACAAGACUCUGUGGCUUUAAUGUCGACUUGGAUCUUUAUACAAUCUCAGACUUUGUGUUCCUUCCCUGGACCAUGUCUCAUUUCCCUGUAAAGACCAGUUGUUAUCUGAGCAAUGAGACAUCCAUGACCAUGUCCUUCUAAACCAGCACCAAAUGGGGCUAGAAUCAUGGGCAAUGCUCUCAGUAUUCGAGCCCAAUGUGCACUGGGACACUGUGGGAAUGGUUAAUACUUUGUGUGUUUGAAUCUUUCACACUGUCAAAGACUGUGUGGAAGAGGAUGGCCACUUUUGCCAAAGAGGGCACAGAUCGAGAGUUGGGCGUAAAAUGUAGUCUCGAGCCUCCAGCUUUCCUAGCUCCUUGGGAACUCAGUUUGGACGAGAGGCCCAUAAUGGAGCAUAGACUGUGGAGAAACAAUACGUUUCUGAAUGAAUUUUCUGAUCUGGACCCAGUAAAGUGAAUGUACGGACUAAGUGUGGAUCGGCGGAGUGAUCAGAUCAAAAUGUUUGUGGUCCAGUUUUAUAGUACAGUAGGCUACUCCUGGCAAAGCCCUAGCAAGGUCCCAGCUCAGUUUGUGUUUUCUUUACAACUCUAAUGGUCAUUGUCACCAGACAGCACAAAAAUAUCUGGGACCAGGCUAACCGGUGACAGAGAGGGAUAGAUGGGCUUAAAGACGCCCUCCCUCUCUUUCUAUAUCUUGACUAUAAUAGUAGCUGUAUCCAUGUGGUAGUUUACAGCAUCAAGAUCACCAUCAUUAGCCUGGACCCAGAUCUGUUUGUUUUGUCUUGCCAGCAACUCUGGUCAUAGUCACCCCAUUGGACAUAAGAGUUGGCAAAAAUAGCACAGACAGAUCUGAGACCAUGCUACAGCACCAUACAAGGACAACAGAAAAUGUGCCACGUCUUGCACAAAAUGCUGUAUAUAUCGAAAAUUAUUAAUAAGCUUUAUGACCACCUACUUAUUUCAUUUUUAACUGGAUUCUGUUUGUUUUUUAUACUCCAUGGCUACUAGUUUGGACUUUUCCAUGUCGAGAUAGUGGUACGGCCCAGGUGUACAGGGCGAGUAUGUGUGUGAAUGUGUUUUCUAAACAUGCUUAUAUGCACAGAAAGUGUUUAGGUAGGAGGUAAGAAAACUGUUGAUCGUCUUUCCUUUCCUGUUACGAUGAGCGAAGGGUGGGAACCCAAGAGCGGACUCGGAAGAGGAAGCCGGGAUGAAUGCACAAAAAGGUUUAUUGAUCAGAGAAUUGGGGAGUGCAGAACCGGGGUAGCUCAGAAAAACCAGGAGUGUAGAGUGAGGUUGGAGUUGGUUGAGUAGAACAGGGGAACGGGUCCUGAGGGGAAUCCAAGGUAAUAGUGGUGAGGGGAAUCCAAAGUAAUAGUGGUGAGUGAAAUCCAGAGCAACGUGGUUGGUGGUGAGAUGUGGAACAGGAGCCAGAGAGGUAACUGCAAGGAGAGGACAAAAAAUGGUGUACGGGAGGAAAACGAGCAAAGCAGAGUAACAGGAUCUUGAGAAUAGACAAAAGGCUAGAGUGAUAACGGACAGAGCAGAGAUUACGAUCUGGCCGAGUGGAGGUGGCAGGGGAGUAUAUGUCGAGGUAUUUAUUAUGGGAUGAUUUUCAGCUGGUAGGGAUCAGCUCUGACUCCAGCACACCUGUUUCCAACCACACAAUCACACCAAGGGAGAGUGUAUACAGGGGGAGAACUGAAGGUUAGGAAGACACCAGAUGAACACCAGAGGGUGUAGUGGGCACAGAUGUGACACUUUCCUUUGUUUGUUACUGUUGAACAGAGUUUUGUGUUUGCAAAAACCUGUUCAGAGAGGGCAAGAGGUAUUGCUCUCUACACAUUUGAUAUGCCUUCUAAUCAUAUUUUAAUGUUUUGUUUUAUUUUGCCAUUGUUUUCUUGUUUCCUUCUAUGAAUGUCUGAGAUCAAGUGUUGUCGUUGUUGACGUUAUACGAGUUAUGUCAAUUAAUAUCUGCUGACGAAUGCAAUCAUAUUUUAAGUAUAUUCUUUUUUUAAAUAUUUUUAUUUACCCCCCUUUUCUCCCCAAUUUCGCUCCAACUCCAACCGAGGUCAGCUUGCAGGCUCCCAGCCCGCCACAAGGAGCUGGGACGAUGAGCAAAGUAAAGCCCCCCCAGCCAAACCCUUCCGAUGCUGCGCCAAUUGUGCGCCGCCCUGUGGGACUCUCGAUCACGGCCUGUUGUGACACAGGCCGGGAUCGAACCUGGGUCUGUAGUGACACCUCAAGCACUGCGAUGCAGUGUCUUAGACCGCUGUGCCACUCGGGAGGCUUUGUAUGUAUAUUCUAUGCUAUUUUCUCCCAACAUCUCUGCGUUUGGGACUGUCAAUGCAUCAUAUGGCUGAUGUCACUUUUUGACCUUUGGUGCUGUGGUGGUCAUACAGGAAAUGUCCAGUUCGACAGGAAGUGAAAACAAGUCGCUUUGGAUAAAAGCGUCUGCUAAAUGGCAUAUAUUAUUAUAUAUUAUAUUAUUAUUAUAUAUUAUAUAACCCACAGAGAAUGAUAGAGGCCUCUAGUGGCCAAAAGGCUGUUUUAGCAUGGGCACCGCUAUUGAGGGCUUCCCCCAUUUUAAUGUAGGCAAUUGGCUGGGACUUCCAUCUUCAUUAGCUGAUCCUUCCUGAUGACCCGGUUGGAGUCAUUUCCAACUGGGUCAUUAGGAGGGAUUAGCCAAUUGAAAAUGUACUAUUUUAAAAGAUAGCCUUAAUGGAGCUGCUGUCUAUUACCCUAGAAUGGCACAGAUACACAUAUGAGUCCUCUAUCUGUAUAGUAUACCCGCAGGUUGAACUUCCUCUCACCCUCCCAGGGCCAUAAGCCAAUUCCGGCCAGCCAGGGGAACUGCUUUAAAGAUUUUUAUUGUAUUUUAUUCCCCCUUUUCCUUAAAAAAAAUGUAGAGGUGGAUUCUGCAGGGUAAUGGAUUUGGGUGUAGGAACAAACAGAUGGUUGUCUUUCCUUUAAUUUGCUUUGGAGUCUCAAACUAAGUUGCAUAUGUGUGUGAUGGUUGCAGCAAAUCUCUGUCAGUAAGCAAAAGCGAGCAAACCGCUAUAAUCAAUGGGAAAAUACUGGCAAAUGUUGAUAUUUUCACCCUUAUAUCCAAGAACAUACAUCUCUGGCAUGAUUGCAAAUUAUCCUUACUUAAAGAGAUAGUCAGAUGAAAUCGUGGAUAACAUUUUGUAUGUCUUUGCGUCCAGUAUGAAGGGAGUUAGAGGUAUUUUUGUGAGCCAAUGCUAGCUAGCGUUAGUUCAAUAGACUAUUGCUAUAACGCUAGUUGGCAAUUACGCUAUCGCUAGUCGGCAACUUCCUUCAAACUGAACACAGAGACACAAAAAUGGUAUGCAUGGGUUCAUCUGACUCUGGGGGAGUAGAUAAAGGGCUUAUUUGCAAAAAUAUUCAACUAUCUGUUUAACAGCAACUUAUGUUCAAAUGUAUGAGUUGAAAGUAUUGUAUUUUUUUUGCUGAUUUUGUUUCUGUGAAAUCUAUUGCUAUAUAAGCUCUUGUGUCUAGCAAAGAGCAGGUUUAGCCUUUUAUAAUAAUUAUAAUUUGUCUCAAAUUCUUUAUUGGUGGCCAAUGAAUGUAACAUAUUUACCCAUCUUUCAUAGAUCACUAAAGAUGUUUGCAAGCACUACCCUGGUAAAAUAAAGCUUUUCAUCUGAACACACAAGGUAUAACAAAAGUCCUCUGCAGAACUAGAGGCUGCCUUCAAGGGCAUGAUAGAGCCCCACUGUGAAGAAUAAUAAUACCCCAAAAACCUAGCGGUCAAACAGGGAAAUGGUUCCAUUUGUUUUCCACCCUUCAUUUUUCCCAUAGGGGGUUUUAGAAACACUUAAAAUAAGGGCUGUGUUUCAUGUAGGCUUUACCCUGGCAUGAAGUUUUUAUAACCAUGUAAAUCUCUCAGACAAGGUGACUUUCGUCAAUAUAUUUGGCUCUAUUUACUCUGAUUCGAAAAUGCUAUCAAAGUAGACAUCAUGAAAAACUACAAAUCCCUGCAAACUCCCAAUUGAUUCAUUACUACAUUUAGCUAACAUUAGAUAGUGCCACAUCUACUCCCGCUAUAGAUAGUUAAUCCAGAUAUCCUUACCUUUGCCUCAAUUUUGGCGGUCUCAUCCAGAUCAUCAUGGCAUUUGGAGUUUUUUUUAGGAUAGCCACAUUAGCAGCUAAUUAGUAUUUCUAUUUGGGGAGGUAAAUACAGACGAAUCUAUUGAUAAAAGUCACCUUGUCCUGAAGAGAUUUACACAGUUAUCAACACAUAAUUCCAGGGUAAGCCUACAAGAAACACAGACUUUAUUUUAAGUGUUUCUAAAAUGGUGGGAAAUGAUUGGAACCAUUUCCUUGUUUGACCCUGAGGUUUUAUGGAUAUUAUGACUCACAUUGUGGUACUCUAUACAAAGCAAAAUAACAAAGAGGGGGUGUAUUUAUCAAAACAUGCAAUGAACACCGUUUUAAAUAGUUUUGCAACAGAAAAUGAACAUUUGCAUUUCUUAUUUGAUGUCCAGGUAGUCUCUCCCUGUUUCGUUGUGUUUUGAACACAAUGAACACAGUCCAGUUCUCUGAAGGCUCAAGAACCCUCUGGUUAACAAUGUGACUGCAAUUGAUAAAUCAAACAUAAAUAUGAAUCGCCCACUUUCUUUGAUGGUGCAAACCAUAACCAGUGCGUUAAGAGUUGGUUUGCAUUCCUAAGUCCUGACCAACAUUAUCAGCUCACAGAGGUUUCUCUGGUCUGUGAACGACUAUGUCGAAAUUGGGUUUUGUGUCUUGGCUGAACCCUCGACUACGAUUCAAUUAUAUGUGUUUUAAAGCGGAUCAGGUUUGAGCUCCUGUGUGUUUUGACAAGACUGUUCAAUCCACUGUAUUUCCACUCAUCUCUGAUUUAAGAUGUAUGAUCAAGAUUUGGCUUCACAGAUUCGCAUCUAAUCAUGCAACUGAUGUUGAUCCAUAAUCAACACCCUUCUGCCUUUACCAAUAUUCACGAGGAUGCUCAAGCAUGUGGUCAAAACGGUCAGUGUGAGGAGUUAUCAAAGCCAGUGUUUUGCCUCACUUGGAACAGAGGAAACCAACAGAGGAAACCUGCAGCAGAUAGGCAAUGAAAUCCAUUAUGAAAGCGUUGUUUGUGUACUGGUGAUGGCGCAUGUAAAGUAUAUAAUCCUUGAUGUGCUGGAGGAGGAUUGGAAAUGACAAUGAUAAAUGUGUAUCAUUUCAAAGGCUACUGACCUUGAUAGGGAAAAGAUAGCCGCACAUUCAUCUCUUCUUUAUUUUACUAACAUUUUGGCUAAAAAGCCUUCAUCAGAGUAUUUCACCCUGAUUUAAGAGACUUAUAUGAAACCGUGAAGAUGAUUGCCACUCAGAGAUUAGCCUAAAGAUUGGAAGGUUGGGGGUUCAAUCCCUGGGUGAGUCAUAACCAAAGAAGACUCAACACCUCUUUGCUUGGCACUCAGCAUAAGGCCGUGCGAUAGACCAGCUUCUUGACCAUGGGGUGUACUUGUACAUUAAGCAGCCUCUUGCUACAGGAAUAGGAGAUUGGGCAAGCUAUUUACUCUUACAGCAAGAAGAGAUGAGUGUGCGACUUAAUUUUUUAUUUGUAUAGUAUCUUUCGCUAGUCUGCACCUCACCAAAAGGGUGUGUGUUCUUUAUGUUUUACUUAACAGAUUGUGUACAGACCUAUAUUUAUUUCAGUCAUAGAAAAUAAUCUCUACAUCAAAUUACAUUCAGUUACCUUACAGCCAAUCUGCCAUUGAGAAAGAUUGGAUAAGCACUUUGAAAGGCCCUGAGAAGUGUACACAUUCUAUCAAUGAUUGGUCAACACGUUUUACAUGUGUAUACAAAAUAUUUCAUGUGAGUAACAUUCACCAUUCACCAAUAAAUUGAUUAUGAAAAGCUA
This is a messenger RNA of Oncorhynchus gorbuscha (pink salmon), 8598 nucleotides long. It is a transcript of the gene gpr137c, whose product is annotated as G protein-coupled receptor 137c. The transcript is spliced from 7 exons. The coding region runs from base 293 to 1609 and encodes 438 amino acids. Lineage: Eukaryota; Metazoa; Chordata; Actinopteri; Salmoniformes; Salmonidae. Gene Ontology annotation, cellular component: lysosomal membrane. The record is from RefSeq and is a predicted model, not a curated record. Gene Ontology annotation, biological process: positive regulation of TORC1 signaling.